This is a messenger RNA of Pipistrellus kuhlii (Kuhl's pipistrelle), 1685 nucleotides long. It is a transcript of the gene CMBL, whose product is annotated as carboxymethylenebutenolidase homolog. The transcript is spliced from 6 exons. The coding region runs from base 201 to 938 and encodes 245 amino acids. The record is from RefSeq and is a predicted model, not a curated record. Gene Ontology annotation, molecular function: hydrolase activity. Lineage: Eukaryota; Metazoa; Chordata; Mammalia; Chiroptera; Vespertilionidae.
GGCACCUCCCCUUUCUGCAGAAGAACCUUGCAGGAUCAGUCCAGAGAGUGGGUCUCCUGGCUGUAAACACUUCUUAUGGAGAGUGGAUAUCAACUGAAAAUAAAGUUAAAAGAUUCAGAUUCGAGGCUAAUUUGGAACGACCAGGAUUUUCUGUGGUCCCCUCGCCCUCAGGACAGCCCAGCCCGACUUCAAUAUCUCCAAUGGCUAACGAAGCUCAUCCUUGUCCCUGUGACAUUGGCCAUAAGAUGGAGUAUGGAGGGAUGGGGCGUGAAGUUCAAGUUGAACAUAUCAAGGCUUACGUCACCAGAUGCCCCGUUGAUGCUGGCAAAGCUGUGAUUGUCAUUCAAGAUAUAUUCGGUUGGGAGAUGCCCAAUACCAGAUACAUGGCUGACAUGAUCUCAGGAAAUGGAUACACAACCAUCGUUCCAGACUUCUUUGUCGGGCAGGAGCCAUGGGACCCCUCUGGGGACUGGUCCACUUUUCCAGAGUGGUUGAAAACAAGGAAUGCCAGGAAGAUCGACAAAGAGGUGGAUGCAGUCUUGAGGUAUCUGAAACAACAGUGUCACGCCCAGAAAAUUGGCGUGGUGGGAUUCUGCUGGGGAGGAGUCGCUGUCCAUCACGUGAUGAUGACAUACCCAGAAUUGAGGGCAGGGGUGUCCGUGUAUGGCAUCGUCAAGGAUUCUGAUGAUGUGCACAGUUUGAAGAACCCCACGUUGUUCAUUUUUGCAGAAAAUGAUGCUGUGAUUCCUCUUGAUCAAGUCUCUUCGCUGACCCAGAAGUUGAAAGAACACUGCAAAGUGGAAUAUCAAAUUAAAACAUUUUCUGGGCAAACUCAUGGGUUUGUGCAUCGAAAGAGAGAAGAUUGUUCACCUGAAGAUAAGCCCUAUAUUGAUGAAGCAAGAAGAAACUUACUCGAAUGGCUGAGCAAGUACAUUUAGCAGCGGCCAAUGCAAACUUUUCUCAAGAUAGCGUUUGUCUGGAAAUUGGCUUUGAAAUAUUUAAUCAUUUUAUUCUAUUUCCAUUUUGUAUAAAACAAAUCAAGGAAUCCUGAAAUUCAUUACUUCCUCUGAAACACAGAUUCAGUAGGAAAUGUUAAUGUACGAAAUAAUUUUUUAACAUGUACCUAAAAUAGCCCUGACUGAUUUUGCUCAGUGAGUGUCAGCCUGCAGACUGAAGGGCCCAGGGUUUGUUUCUGGUCAAGGGAACAUGCCCAGGUUGUGGGCUUGAUCUCCAGUAGGGGGUGUAGGAGGCAGCCAGUCGAUGAUUCUCUCUCAUCAUUAAUGUUUCUCUCUCCCUUUUCCUUCCUGUCUGAAAUCAAUAAAAACAUAUUUUUUUAAUGUACCUAAAAAAAAAUUUAAAAAUGGGUUAGUACCUGAAGAAUUUGAUUGAUAGAGUAAUAUCCUAAAACUAGUAAAAAUCCUGGGGCUAUUCUGAACCAGCUGACAGCUCAGGUGUGACCUUUCUGUUCUUCAGUGGAGGACAUCUUUUAAAAUGACUGAUGUUGCAAAGCUAUGGAAGCAUGAACUAUAAACUCAGGUAGUUAAAAGCCCAACUUAGUUAGAUGUUUAUCUUUGUCUUAAUACAAAUGAAUUUCACCUUCAUAUAUUGCACUAUGAGAACCAGAGAUUAAAAUAGGGGUCCAUGGGCCUAAUUAUAUCAAGCUAGUAAACUUUUGAGUUUUUGAA